CGCACAAGAUUCAGAACGCGCCAGAUUCAGGGAGAGGAAGACUUGCGCAAACUCAAACGAGCCUCAGCCCCAAGUCAGGGACCCAUGCAAAACAGACACACUGCAUGAGAGAUACAUCGGUGGUGAUGCGCACGGUCUGACACUGGCUUCCGUUCAUUGUAUCGUUUAGCGACACAUCAUCUGCUGCGCCGAGCCUCUACGGUCCUUCCUGCGCUCUGACCUGGCUAAUUUCUCCGUUCUCACCUCCAGACAGGCAUAUCGCAGUGGUUGAUAGAUACAUACCCAAGCCUACUGCCGCUCAGAGCGCAAACCAGACCUCCACAACCUUCGCAUACACGCAAAGACACGAUGGGGAAACAGAACAGCAAGCUGACCCCAGAGGUGAUGGAGGACCUGGUGAAGAACACGGAGUUCAACGAGCACGAGCUCAAACAGUGGUACAAGGGCUUCCUCAAGGACUGCCCCACCGGCCGCCUCAACCUGGAUGAGUUCCAGCAACUUUACGUCAAGUUUUUCCCGUACGGCGAUGCCUCCAAGUUUGCUCAGCACGCCUUCAGGACCUUUGAUAAGAAUGGUGAUGGCACGAUCGACUUCCGGGAGUUCAUCUGCGCGCUGUCCAUCACCUCCAGGGGCAGCUUCGAGCAGAAGCUCAACUGGGCCUUCAACAUGUACGAUCUGGACGGAGAUGGAAAGAUAACACGAGUGGAGAUGCUGGAGAUCAUCGAGGCUAUCUAUAAGAUGGUUGGCACGGUGAUCAUGAUGAAGAUGAACGAGGACGGUCUGACGCCAGAGCAGCGCGUGGACAAGAUCUUCAGCAAGAUGGACAAGAACAACGACGACCAGAUCUCGCUGGAGGAGUUCAAGGAGGCGGCCAAGAGCGACCCGUCCAUUGUACUACUGCUGCAGUGCGACCUGCAGAAAUGAGCAGCCACUCCUCACCUCUCUUCUUCACUUGUACAGAAAGAGGAAGGGGAGAGAGAGAGAGAGAGAGAGAGAGAGAGAGAGAGAGAGAGAGAGAGAGAGAGAGAGAGAGAAAGAGAGUGAGAGAGUGAGAGAGAGAAAAGGCAAAGGCGCCAUGGACUGCACAGAAGAUUAAUGUUCCAUUCAGUUUGCAGCUAUUUCCACUGAUAAAAAGAAGAAAAAAUUAUAAUUCUGAUUAUAAUAUGCUUGGACAACCUUUCAACGGAUUCCGCUUCUUGUGUUUGAAACACUCGUGUGCAUGAGAAUGUUAUUUGCUGACAAAUAUUUGCCACACUACAGAGUUGUCCCACACAUGCACACACACAAACAAACACAAACACACACACACACGCAAAAACACACACGCAGACACACACAAAACACCAUGCACAAAUAUAUAUAUAUAUAUAUAUAAUUCUAUAAAUAUAUAAAUAUAUAAAUAUAUAUGAAUUAUUUAAAAUAAACUGCCAAAAUGUGAACAGUGUGCAAAGUACUUCCCGUAGAGUCCCAUUCCACUGGAGCUUGCGCAUCAGUGAUGUGCUAUGUUGAAUUAAGCUACUAUUUAUUGUUCAAGUUUACUGAUGCUAGCUAUGUGGUUCAUUUACAGAGUAAUGUUGACGAAAACCAAAAUCCUGUCUGAGUAACACAUUUAUCCACUCCUUUGGAAAAUUUGAAUCAAUCUAAUAGACCACACGCUGAAUUAUGAUCUCUCCAACUUCACCUUCCAAAUGUGCUUGUAAUGUGGGUGAUUAUAAUUGUAGUUUAUUUGCAUGCUGUUAAGUUUUGCCUUACAAAGAAAUGAGACUUUGCAUCCUUCCAGACUGAUGAAAAAAAUUGCCUUAAGAAAAUGCAAUUGAAAACUGAAUACAAAAGACAGAACAGGAUACUCACGUUACAUUAGAUACAGUAUUGAAUGGGAUGUAUGUUUGUGAUUUGUCUAAGCAUUUUUUUUUUAAAUUAUUAUUAUUAUUUUCCUAUAUACCUGUAGGAGCAUGUUUUCCUCAACACAGUAUAGAAUAGUUAAUGCUUCCCAUCAGAGCAUUUUCCUAUUUUAAAUCCAUCCCAUGAACAUAGUUUUAGAAUGGUAAUCUUCAACAUAACAUUGCAAAUAACCAAAAACUACUAACAGUCACUCAAACUCCUGUAGAGGUAUGCCAUUUGAAUUUAUCUGUAUGCUUUGCAUCUCUAAGGCUUAUAGAUUGUGACCCGCUUAUGAACAAAUUUUCAUUUAGAGCAUUAGAAUCACCCAGUGUCAUGUGUUGUCCAUGUACGAACAGUACUAUGCUGUAACCACAGUUAUAGCAUGAACCUCCACUGCCUUUAGUGUACAUAUUUUCCAACACUUCAAGCCUCUUCAAGCCACGUAUUCCUGUCACAAAGGCACAGCUUGCAUAUCAGAGCGAUAACAGUUUCUCAGUUAGUUUCCAAACGGAGAGGGUUAAAAAUGGAGCAAAAACUUUUUUGCUUGGCUUUCUACUCCUUGCCGCUCGCUCGCGCUCUCCAAGCACAAACUGAGAGGUGAGGGUCCAACUACAUAUAGAACCAGUCAGCAAUGCAUCCUAUUCAAUCAUUUGUGGCAAUAGGAGAAAAGGGUUUUCUAAGUGCUACCCUGAGCUUGAUGUGUCUCUUUUCUGUAUGUUCUUUUUUUUCUUUCUUUCUAACUUCUCUUCUCCUCUACUUUCCGGUCCAUGUGUCUUGAUGCAUACUUGUAUGCCUGCUCUUUUUCCUGUUCAUCUCUGUGGAGAGUGGUUGAGGAGUCCUUUGUGUCUUUGCUUGUGAAUGUUGACGAAAACAUUUUUAGAGGGCCUCCAGCCUAGUCUCUCUCAUUUGUGCAGUCUGGAAACAACGCUGUUAGUUCAUGCACUGUCUGACGCAUUAAGAACUCUGUCCAACAUAGAUUGGAUUUUAAAAUGAGAAACGCUGUUUUCAGAUCAGGUCAGUGAUGACAAGAAACACUGGGUCUUGAUUAUCCCAAACUUCUUUGCCAAGCCGUAUGUACUUAGACUAUCGUUAUCAGACUCCAGAUUGAAGCAACUGUUGGCAAAAAUGUCAAGGAUUCUUUUGUACAUGUAGCAUGUAUUGUUCCCUUGAUGACAUGGCUGCACUACUCCUUGUGUUGUGGUUUAAAUAAAACAUUUACAGGCUG
Molecule: messenger RNA, 3106 nt
Organism: Alosa alosa (allis shad)
Lineage: Eukaryota; Metazoa; Chordata; Actinopteri; Clupeiformes; Clupeidae
Gene: vsnl1a
Product: visinin-like 1a
Exons: 4
Coding region: 349-924 (191 amino acids)
Molecular function (GO): calcium ion binding
Source: RefSeq, a predicted model, not a curated record